AUGAACACCAUGACUGUCGUCGUUUUCGCGGUUUGCGCGCUUCUUCUGAUCUCCUCGAUUGAUUGUAAGAAGGUUGGAAAAGGACAGAAAAAAUCUGCCAAAGAGCAAAAAAUGAAGAAGGUUAAAGAGCAAGUUGAAGUGGUUGAAGUUGCCGCUCCAAAAAGUGCGGUAGUUGUCGAAGAGACUGUCGCCGAGCCGGAAGAGGAGAUCGUCGAAGCUCCAGUGAGCCCACGAAAGGCGAAAGUCACUCCGCCGAAGACGUUGAAGGUCAUCAACGCCUAUGAGCAAUGCAAGGCGGAAUGCCGACGACAACGCGACACGGUUCAAGCAAAAGAUUAUGUCGAGCAGCUUCGUAAUGAGCUCGCCGCCGCCGAGGCCGCGCUCGCCGCUGAAACUCAACAACAAGAGGAGCAGGCGCCGGCUCAAGUGAACCCGCCAACCAGCAACUCGUCGAAUUAA
Molecule: messenger RNA, 459 nt
Organism: Caenorhabditis bovis
Lineage: Eukaryota; Metazoa; Nematoda; Chromadorea; Rhabditida; Rhabditidae
Source: the annotation of a GenBank genome assembly